Messenger RNA from Scheffersomyces stipitis CBS 6054, 902 nucleotides. RefSeq lists its product as uncharacterized. Lineage: Eukaryota; Fungi; Ascomycota; Pichiomycetes; Serinales; Debaryomycetaceae. The record is from RefSeq and is a predicted model, not a curated record. The coding region runs from base 1 to 402 and encodes 133 amino acids. The transcript has a single exon.
AUGUCGCACUCUCAGAUUAUCGGUACUAAAGAUUGUCGUAACAUGGCCCUCUUUUGGAGCCAGCCACCAGACAUUGAUUUCGUGGCAAGCGUCUCUGGAAGUGAUUGCUUUUGCAAAUGGAGUGGUACCUUCGUAGCAGCUAGGGUGCUCCCAGAGGUCGAGACUUUCCUGGCUGAGGAAUUUAAGUUGGCUACUGAGCUUUCCUUUUUCUUGCGCCUUAAGUUUCUGUUACUUUUGUUCCCAAGCCUCGAUCGGCCCAAACGUAAUGACGGUGCCUCUCCAGAGCCAGCUUUUUCUAAUAAUGACCUGCUUUUAGACUACAAACGGCUACAACGCGCCUUCGAAUAUGGUUUAAAGUUUUAUUGUCGAAAGGCGGCUGCCGUUGUGUGCAUUGACUCCUAAACUCACGGUGUUCAGCUCAUGUGAAUCGGUUUUAGAUUCGGCCGACGUUGUGGCCGAUAUGAACGAAAUUGGUUCAUUCUGUAGCUUGCGAAAAAUAGAAGUUACUCAGGAUACUUCGACGCCCCGUUUCUGAACGCAAAGCCAAAAGGGGGUCUGUUCUGUGGGAAUUUUUCACUUCCCCCCAGAAGUACAAUUGUGAGAUCAUAAGAUACGCUCCUUAUGACAUCAACCACCUAAGCCAAGAACUGUUGCGAAACCAAUUGUUGACGUUGGUGGUCUUAUUCAAUGCUGCAGACGUACAUGAUGCAUGGCUAGCGGCUUCUACAAGAAUAAGGCGAUUCCAUGAAUACAUCAUCAUCUGUGAAAUGGCUUCGGGCUCUUCUCGAGAUGGGUUCUUAGAGGCUCGGUGUUAGCCGCCCAAUCGAGUAAUAUCUGCGACACACCAACGCUAACUUGACCGACGGAAUAAAACCGACGGUAUAAGACCGAGCCACGGCUGC